Molecule: messenger RNA, 252 nt
Organism: Colletotrichum costaricense
Lineage: Eukaryota; Fungi; Ascomycota; Sordariomycetes; Glomerellales; Glomerellaceae
Exons: 1
Coding region: 1-252 (83 amino acids)
Source: RefSeq, a predicted model, not a curated record
AUGCUUGAAGAUCCUCCAGAUUCUUCCAGCAAGUUAUCCACCGUGUUCCUGGUGCCAUCUCCACCCUCUGAGAUCAUCACUGGAACACCGGGCCCUUCACUUCUCGAGCACUGCUUCCAAUCCAGAGUCACUCCCGUCUCUGACAGACCCGGCUUUCUCCGGGUGGUUUCCUUCACCAUGGCGACCAUAUCUCGCCGUCAACUUUCGCCCGUCUUCGACGAGUGCUGUAUUCCUGGUCCGUCUAAGUCAUGA